AUGGGGUGCUUUAAAUUACCCUUAGAGCUUUGUGAUGAUAUUGAGGCAAUGAUAAAGAAUUUUUGGUGGGGGCAAAGGGGAAAUAGAAGAAAGAUUCAUUGGAUCCAGUGGAGUGAAUUGAAUAAGUCCAAAAUGGUAGGUGGUAUGGGCUUUCGCGAUUUGGCUCACUUUAACGACGCUCUUUUGGUGAAGCAAGCAUGGUGGCUUUUGCAUAAUAAGGAAACCCUCUUCUAUAAAGUCUUCAAGGCAAAGUUCUUCCCAAAUCGCUCCCUCCUAGAAGCUAAGGAAUUAAGUUCAGGUUCCUACGCUUAG
This is a messenger RNA of Quercus lobata, 312 nucleotides long. RefSeq lists its product as uncharacterized. NCBI's taxonomy places the organism in Eukaryota, Viridiplantae, Streptophyta, Magnoliopsida, Fagales, Fagaceae. The coding region runs from base 1 to 312 and encodes 103 amino acids. The record is from RefSeq and is a predicted model, not a curated record. The transcript has a single exon.